Messenger RNA from Columba livia (rock pigeon), 4739 nucleotides. It is a transcript of the gene CCNL2, whose product is annotated as cyclin L2. The coding region runs from base 2893 to 3798 and encodes 301 amino acids. Gene Ontology annotation, cellular component: nucleus. The record is from RefSeq and is a predicted model, not a curated record. Gene Ontology annotation, molecular function: cyclin-dependent protein serine/threonine kinase regulator activity. Lineage: Eukaryota; Metazoa; Chordata; Aves; Columbiformes; Columbidae. Gene Ontology annotation, biological process: regulation of transcription by RNA polymerase II. The transcript has 7 exons.
CUAGAUAAGUUAACUUCUCAAUAUUUAAGUGUCGCGUGUCAGACUAGGAGGAGACUUGGAGGAUGUAACUACUGCAGAUGUUGAAGUUGGUGCUUUACUACCACGAGCAUAUUAUGCCUUAAGUAGCUGAGUGCGGUAAAUGAACCUCCUACUUCUGUGCCAGCAGAACUUGAGAUCUUGCUCCUUCUUCCCCUAAAAACUGCUGUCUUAAGGUCUUUUGAAGCCUAUUUGGCUUUCAGAAUUCACUCAUGUUGUCAGUACCCCGGAGGACGAUGCUACUUGUUUGGUAAUUACUAUGAAUUUUUGCUAUUAGGAGCAGUCCUUUUAUCUGCACCCUUGUUUCAAACCUAAGGAAAAAAAACCAGGACAGAAUAAACCAGUGAUGCACGUUAGAUCUUCUCUCCGCAAAUCCUGUUACGCUUCUGUUACUGCUUAUUGCAGCCAGCAGUGUUUUCUCCCAAGUUACAGCUAAAAAGGAUUCAUGAAUUGUGUAGGAGAACAUACGUAGUUUGCAAACGGGUGAAGACAAGACGUGUAGGGGAGUAGCGUGAUGGCCGAGCUCGGAAGGUCAGGUCUGGUUGAGUGUCACCUUGUGCAAACUUUUGCAUUGGAGAGCGGGAGCCGUGUGGAUGAACACGGGGGACGUGCCAAACGCUCGUGUGGAGCGUUUUAAACUUGAAAGAGAAUAACGGAUGCCUCAUGGAUGUCCCUCUGAAAUAAAUAGGUGGCUCUCAAGAUUCUUGGUAAUAACUCGAUAACCCAUAUCUUCCAGAUAAUCGUUAUGUACCUUCAGGUAUUAGAAUGUGAACGUAACCAGCACCUGGUCCAGACGUCAUGGGGAGCCUCUGAGGGUAAGUGACUAAGACUUCUGCUCUGCUGCCCGAGCCUGUGGUGCAGGGAUAGCGUCCGUCUUCAGUCAAACCACAGCAGGCUCUCCAAAGAGAACGCUGACUCUAGACAGGUGGUAUAUACGUGAUAGUAGCGUAACUGGCCAAAUGCUGCUUGUGCUUAUACUAUUUUGACUUUUAUUUUCAUUGUGCGUUUUGACUGUUGUAUAUUUUAUAACCUGCUUGUUGAAAUUCUGAAAGUGUUUUUUUUUUUUUUUAAAUGUUAUAUUUCUAUAACUGUUACUAUGAUGUAUUUGUAAAUGAUAAAGCAAGUUAAGGUGGGGUUUAAGUCUUAAAGGGAUGAAUUAACGCAAUGAAGACUAAAAUCUGAUUUCCAUAUGUAAACCACUUAGAAAACAUUUGAGUAAAUGUGUGAUGCUUGGAGUCAAAGGUGAUACUUGGGGCUCAGAGAAACUUCCCACUCCCAGAUUUCCCAGUAUCGGUGCAUGAAGUACAGGAGCGUGGGUUACAAACUUCUCCUUACCAGUUUUCCACUUAUUAUUAAAGGGUGAGGGAGGAAAUUACCCCACUUGUCAAAUGGUUCAGAUGUUAAAUCGGUUGUGUACUGAUGCGUGUUGCUUCCAGUCCCUCAACACUGGUGGAUAUCCAGUACAAUCGUUUUUUGAAAUGUGCGUUUUCACAUUACCCUUUUCUUAAAAUAUUGUGACAAGGAUUCAUUUCUUCAUGUGUCUGAUUCUGAGCCCACAGGGAAAAAUAUACGGAUGCCAAACUUGGAAGCAGGCACGUUUUUCAAUUGGGCAAAUUAGAAAAAGGCUGUUUGGCUUCCAGCUGUUUGAAAUACCACUUUUCUUUACCGCUUCUUCUGCCAAAAGGUUUGUGCUGUUUGUAGUGGGAUAAGAAGAGGAGGUUUUGAAGUUCCUUUCCCCCAGAAAGAUGAGCUGAUGUUUAGCGUUGCUUUUCUGGGGUGUAAACAGGAACUUAAGAGAAGCGGGACAGGCGGGAGUUUGAUACGCUUGGGAUCCAAGUUCCUUUAGUCUGUCCUGUGGAAAAUGGUUCCAGGCGUGUGGGCUGUGGUCUCUGGUUUGGACGUCUUGGGGUUAGUGAAUCCUUGUGUACUGGGUACCCACCUGGUUAGGACUUUCUUUUGAGACUUUAAAUCAUGGCUGGUUUCAGCUUUUCCCCAUCUGAUACUUUGCUUGACAUGUUUGCUCAAACAUCUAGAUCUUUUUAAGCACAUCAGCUGACAGAUUCAGAGGAAGUUACUUUGUGUAUUUAAGAUUUAGAAGAAUAAUGCUUAAGUGUACUGACUGGAAUAUAUGCAAUAUUUUUACAGUUUUCUCAUUCUGUGAAUAUUCAUUUUAAGCAACCUUACUGAAAUGGGACAAUUUGGAAACCGUGUUUCAUGUGCCAAAGAGGAGAUCUGCCUGAGCACUGAGUAUUCUCCUGAACUGAUGUCCCCAAACACCCUCAUUUCUUCUGUGGCUGCUUUUUGCAUCAAAAAGAAUUCCAUUCUGGAUGGAAAAUACGCUUCUGAAGGAAAAGGGACCCCGUAAAUCUCCAGUGGAAGUCGGCGCCUGCUGCAGAGAACUGUGAUUUCCUGGGAGAACUAGAGGAGCUGCAGCUUGCGGCAAACGUCGGGGUUCAGCCCUGUUGCAGAGAAACAUGUGAACCUAAAACUCUCUGAGUACUUCAGAUCACAUCGUAUGUUGUCUUGAUGGAAGUGUCUGUUGCGUGAGAGCAAGCCAGUAGAGACCCAGAAGGAAAAGUGAAGUUAAAAUUGGUUCUCUCCUCACAAGUGAAUUUUCAGCAGCCAGUCAGUCAAUCAAACUUAAUUUCUGUCACACGUCCCUCCCCUUGAGGGAUUUACUUUUUUCUAGUGAAGUCAUUCAACUUUUCUUUAGAUUUUACAGGAGUAUAGUUUUGAUGUCUAGUAACUGAACGCAGAAAGAACUAGUCUUUGUAGAAGUAAAACCAAAACAAAACCCCACCAAACAACUUUGCAGUGCCGUGCAAUGUUUCUGGUAUCCUGUCUUUCAGGAACUACAUGAACGACAGCCUGAGGACAGACGUCUUUGUGAGGUUCCAGCCAGAAAGCAUUGCCUGUGCGUGUAUUUACCUCGCAGCGAGGACACUGGAGAUUCCACUUCCUAAUCGUCCACACUGGUUUUUACUCUUUGGAACAACAGAGGAAGAGAUUCAAGAAAUCUGCUUAAAAAUUUUGCAACUCUACACUCGGAAAAAGGUUGAUUUAUCUGAUCUGGAAAGUAAAGUGGAAAAGAAAAAACUGGCUAUCGAAGAGGCAAAAGCACAAGCUAAGGGUCUGGUACCCGAGGGAGCGCCAAGUUUGGAUAACACAUCAGGAUUUUCCCCUGUCCCAAAAAAUGAGUCUCCAAAAGAGGUUAAAGGAAAUAAACCUUCGCCGCUACCUGUUCAGGCGAUGAAGAAUGCCAAAAGGAAAACAGAAGGAGCAAAAAGAAUGAGUUCAAAUAGCCCAGUAAACGGAGUUCAGAAAGGAAGAGAAAGCAGAAGUCGAAGUGGAAGCAGAGAUCAGAGUUACUCAAGAUCCCCAUCCAGAUCCGCGUCCCCCAAGCACAGGAAGAGUGAAAGUUACUCCACGUCGAGCGGCUCCAAAUCCCACAGCCGUUCCAGGAGCCGCAGCGACUCUCCUCCAAGACAGUUCAACCACGGUUCCAGCUACAAAGCUUCCAAGGUGAGAAGUUACAAGAAAUCGAAAGACUACAAAUACUCGACACACAAGCCGCGGAAAUCCCGCAGCAGGAGCUCCUCGCGCUCCAGGAGCCGCUCCCGGGAGCGCUCCGACCACUCGGGGAAGUACAAGAAGAAGAGUCACUACUACAGAAACCACCGGCACGAGCGUUCGCGGUCGUACGAGCGAGCGGGUCAUCGCUACGACCGAGAGCACCCUGGCCACAGCAGGCACAGGCGAUGAGCAAAACUAAGAGUUGUUUCCUUUGGAACUGCAGCAGCGGAGCUCUUCCCCGCUCGGCCUUUGCAGUGUGUAGGGUUAACCUGUUGUAAACCAUGAGUAGCGUCCAUUCUGCUGCAAUUCUGUACUUUAUUGUGAAUCCAAAGGAAAGAUACUAAUGUGAUGAUGUGAAAGAAUUAAUGUGUCACCUCAUACCGCCGCAGAACCCGUCUGCGGACGCUCCUGUGCCUGCUGCGGUGGUGUGGGGACCGUAGCGCGGUGCAGUUGGGGCUGUGAGCAGGAGCUCCGCUGCUCAGCGCUUUGGGUUCUGGGCUUGCACGGUCCUUCCCUGCGGAACCCGGAGCCUCGAGGCGGUCGAUACAACCCAUGGGAGUAGCUUGGUGCUAACAAAGCUCUUUUCAUACUGACUCAAUUAUGUUGUACAAAUGUAAGGUGACCUUUUUUAGAGCUGUUGCCUAUAUUAGGUUAUUUGUGUAUAUACAUUUUGCAGUGUUACAGUACAGUAUGGAAUAUGGCCUUACUAGCCUUUACACUUUAUCCACAAUGUAAAUAAGCAUUUGUUAAUUACAGCUGGGAGGUAUAUACAGAAAAUUCAAAACUUGAAUUCUAUCAAAAGACUUGUGUAGAAAAUUCUGAUAAAUGUGAAAGUAUUUAGCUCUGUGUAUUGAGAGUAGUAUAUUUUUAUCUGUGCAAUGCUGUGUGCAGGCCACCAGCUCGUAAGACAUUUCCUAUAUAUGCAUUUUAAGUGGUUUGGAAUUCUUUACUCAGGAUCUUUGACACUCUGAAGAGUUGGUAGUUUGUCGAUCUGCAUGCUUGUUGAAGAACAGAGCAUUAAACAACAACAGCAAACCCCCCACAGCCCAGUAGUAUCAGUUCUAGUGGUAUAUCUGAGCUGUUACUCUCAUGCUCCCUGAUUUCAUUAAAGUAUUUGAUUUUCUAUUAAA